Molecule: messenger RNA, 2832 nt
Organism: Orbilia oligospora ATCC 24927
Lineage: Eukaryota; Fungi; Ascomycota; Orbiliomycetes; Orbiliales; Orbiliaceae
Exons: 7
Coding region: 1-2832 (943 amino acids)
Biological process (GO): arachidonate metabolic process
Cellular component (GO): membrane
Source: RefSeq, a predicted model, not a curated record
AUGCUUUGGAGUACCACUGGUGCACAGCAUGCGAUUAACCAGGCCGCUCUCCCUGCAUUGGUUUUGGUUUUAAACCGGGCGGAAGGGCGAGAAGAAUGGACUUCUGAAGAUGGGCAAGACAUUCUUACCAAACACUUUUUCAAUACUGUAAAAGACCAAAUUAUUGGAAACAAGGAAUUAGAAGAAAUGGCCCAUAAGUACGGUAUCCCUAUCGAUGGUUCAAACUCUACGGACGAAAAUUUCAACCCCAUGAAAGAGCUUCUCCUUAAGAGUUAUAGUAGUGUGCAUGUUCACUUUAUCCCACAGAUGGGCCUCGGAAAACUCGGAACUACUGCUGUGGUAUUUCAUCAGAUGAAACGUCUGCAAACGCUCAUCAAAGUGCAAUCCCAGAGCGUUCAGAGAAUACGGGAAAAAUCACAGACGAAAUUUAACAACAAGCAGCUUAUAUCAAUAGCAAGCUACGCGUUUUCUCAUGUCAGCGAAAACGAUGAGGCGCCAUUCGAUUUUGGGUUAUGCCGCCAGUUUGCGUCAGCUACGACAAAUACACAAUCAAUCGAAACCUAUGUGGUUGAUUUUUUGAAAAUUUGCUUCGACCGAGCCAUUAAAAAAAACACUAGUAUUGACUGCAGCCAAGCCGUUGAAGAAAAGGAAAGUAUUGAUACGGUGUUCGAAGCUACGACCUCCUUUCUAGCAUCGGCUAUUGUGAAGCGGGCGCGGUCCUCUAAAAACCAAGUUGUCAUUGAGGUCCAUAUGUUUCAACAAGACAUGAAGGCCGUAUUCAAGACUGCUAUGCAUAAAUUUCUUGAGGAUUGGGUACUCUGCAGCUAUGUCGAUGAUAUGGGUUGGAAAUGUUCGAAUAGCAAGAGUGGGCACUCGAAAGGCCACCAGACCAAAUUAUCAAGAGACUGUUUUGCCGGUGGAGAUUUCGAAAGCGGACUCUUUGAUACCUAUAACGAGGAUCAACUUACGGAGUCAAUUGGGUCAAAAGUUUAUGAAUUAACUAGGAAAGCUGGGGGAGAGGCGGGCUCGGAUCCUCGACGCUGGCACGAAAUUGUGGAAGCAGAGCAUGUGGAAAAUGUGAAAAAGCUUCGGGAGCUCAAAGCCUACCCCCAAAAGUUAAGGUCGAUAGCACGAUUCAUUAGUCUGAAGUUCUGUUUUGGAUGUCUUUUUGGAAAAUCCGAAUACCGUCUUCCAUGCCAGCAUUUGAUUUGCACAAAUUGUUUGAAAGAAAACUCCACCCCUAAUUCUGGAGUAGAACCCGAGGCCAUGCUUAUCUUGGAAGAAUGUAUUUUCUGCGGCGACAAAGACGAAGAAAAGGGCUGGCCGUUCAUCGUUCAGAUACCAAUGAAGCUCACCAGCCCGCGAAUCUUGUCCCUCGAUGGGGCUGGUGUCGGUGCAAUAACACAGCUAGUCUUAUUAGUGCGACUAGAGAAGGUUAUUGGACUAGGAUUACCAAUCGGACGGUUUUUCGAUUUGAUCGUUGGGUCUUCUACUGGUGGCGUUGUCGCUAUCGGCAUUGGUUCUCGAGGAUUCAGUGCAACCGAAUGCCUGAAAAAAUUCAAAAUAAUCUGUGAGAAGGGCUUCGUCUCAAAUCUGGGUACAAAAACUCCUGGACUACAAUCAAUAACGAGGUGGUUUUACAAAUCAGUUUAUGAUAAGUAUAAGUAUAUAAAGGCUUUGGAGCAGCAGUAUGGGGGUGAUAAUUCGUUGGUUAUGUUCGGGUUACGAAACCACUGUCACGUGGCUGUGACAACUACAGUCGAACUGGAUAGCUACCUGAUCGCAAAUUACCAUAUUGGGGAUGGCAAAAAGUAUAUUGACUCAAUAGCCACUCCCUGGAAAGUGGCUCAGUGCACCUCAGCGGCACCAUUAUACUUUCCGCCAGUACCACAUGGGGAAGUAGAAUGCCGAGAUGGAGGACUCAUGGCUAAUAAUCCGAUCAAGUUAGCCAUCGAUGAAGCAGAACGUCUAUGGGAUGGAGCUCGCCCUGGUAUUGUGCUUUCAAUUGGUACAGGGCGGUCAGAUAGUCGGCAACCUGAGCCAAUUGGCUUGAACACCGUGGAUGAGAAACUACUAUCUCCCUUUAAAACAUGGUUAACAACCAUGAACGGCGAGCAGGGUUGGAGUGACUUUUGCGAUUCAAAAACGAAUGAUCCUGACCUGCUGGCAAGAUGCAACCGCUUGAAUGUUAAGCUAAAAAAUGAAGUUGAGCCGGCAUUCGAUAGUUUCCAGGAAAUGACAUCGAUGGAAUCAGCUGCGAAGGAAUACGAUGAUAGAUACAGGGUAAAUUUGGACACACCAUACACACCGAUAUUAGGAGCAUGUGAAGACUCUAUCUUGAAGGUACAAGCUGAAAUAUUAAGAGCAAGUCAGUUUUUCUUCCAAGUUAGCAAGAUAUCGUGGAUAAUUCAGGGCCCGCAGAGGAACCUUUUAAAGGUUACUGGAUAUCUAAAAUGCCGACUGGGGGCUAAGGAGAGGGGGCCCUUUCGGAGUCUCUUGAACUUGACAUCAUAUUUCGCGGUCAAUGGACAAAAAUAUUUUGAUAUGGACGCCGCAUCAAGGUCUCGAGAUCUUAAACUUUUCGAUCGAUAUCUGGAAUUUACACAUAUCACAACAUCCGGACCAAUCCGAAUAGAUGUGAAUUUCGGAGGGUCAUACUCAGUUGCAAUAAGUGGUUUCCCGCUGGAUGCUCUGAGAGAUCAUUGUGCAAAAAAUGGAAUCGAGGAAAAUGAGAUUGGAGAGGGGGGGUGGGAAGAGGCUACUUCUUCUAUGGCCGACGCUGAGGGAGAGGUGAAUCCGGAUACCAGUGGUUCCAAAGAUACCCUCGGGUAA